This is a messenger RNA of Paramacrobiotus metropolitanus, 1273 nucleotides long. Its product is annotated as ADP-ribosylation factor-like protein 2. Gene Ontology annotation, cellular component: cytoplasm; microtubule cytoskeleton. Lineage: Eukaryota; Metazoa; Tardigrada; Eutardigrada; Parachela; Macrobiotidae. The transcript has 5 exons. Gene Ontology annotation, biological process: protein folding. The record is from RefSeq and is a predicted model, not a curated record. Gene Ontology annotation, molecular function: GTP binding; GTPase activity. The coding region runs from base 166 to 720 and encodes 184 amino acids.
UUUUACACAGCAGAGAAUUUUUCGUGCAGUUUAUUAUUUUAUGUAUAUUUGGAAGAGUUCUGUGCGAUUUUUGAAAUCAUUGAUCACCGUUCUCGAUGAUUUAUUUUCACGAAAGUAUAAACUGAUCUACGUGAGCCUGAAACCGGGUGCUGUAUUAUCGCAAAAAUGGGGUUGAUGAGGAUUCUGAAGAAGCUUAAACAAAACGAGAAGGAGGUUCGCAUUUUAUUACUGGGCUUCGACAAUGCUGGCAAGACGACUAUCAUGUCUAAGUUUUGUGGAAAGGACGUUAACAUCAUUGCGCCAACCCUUGGAUUCAAUAUCGAAACUUUGGAAUUUCGAGGCUACAAGCUGACUUUUUGGGAUGUUGGUGGACAGAAGAGUUUGCGUUCGUUCUGGCGAAACUAUUUCGAGAAUACGGAUGCUCUGAUUUGGGUUAUUGAUAGUGCUGAUCGACUUCGACUGGAAGAUUGUAAAAGGGAAUUGCAUUCCCUACUACUGGAAGAGAGGCUAGCCGGCGCCACCCUGUUGGUUUUCGCCAAUAAGCAGGAUCUGUCUAAUGCUCUUCCCUCUCCGGCGAUUGCAGAGAUGCUUGACCUGAAGAACAUUAAGACACAUAAUUGGAUGAUACUGCCGUGUUGCGCCAUGUCGGGGGAGAAUCUCUUAGCCGGAAUGGAAUGGUUAACCAAAGAUGUUGCGUCACGGAUUUUUACGCUUGAAUGAGUGCGUGGACGGGACGGGCUGUGCUAGAGUGACGUCGUUAUCGUCAUCCCAUAAUUUUCUGCUAGGCCUGAUGCACGACUGGAAAUUAUAUAAGGCAUUAUCCAACGAGUGGCGAUGGUGCCGGCGGUGAUGAUGAAUUCGACUGAAUGCCUCAUUUGUCUUUCAGUUGCGGGACCAUUUAUCACUGGGAUAAACUUGCUUCCGCAUGCUUAUCGAUGGUAGAGACAACUGCGGAACCAGUGAAAAAAGUGGAUGUUUUAGUAAUUAAAAUUAACAUUCAGAGACUGUCGAGUACACAUCGACGCAGUCUCAGCGUCUCCUUUCUGGCACGUCCAGAUCAAUAAAGUCUGAAAUGGUAUGAUGAUCGGGUAUAAUUAAGUUGGCAGUAUAUGUUACGUUGCCGUUAUCAAAGUGCCGUUUGCUUAUUGAUUUGCCCAUUCUUUUGGGAUUCAUCAGUUUCAGUUUUGUGUGUAUCGAUUUUAUUCUCUCUUCCUGUCUCCCACUCUGACUCCGUCAUCCGUUCGUUCUUGGAGCGACGGUCGCGACUGUCGAG